CUGAUUGAGAGCAUAGAAAAUCUUGAGGACAUGAAAGGACACUCUGUCCGUGAGUGGGUGUCUAUGCAGGCUCCACGGCUUGAGAUCAAGAACAGAUUUAAACAGUUUCUGCGUUCCUUUGUUGAUGACCAAGGAAAAAGUGUCUACAGAGAGAAAAUUUCUCAGAUGUGCGAAGCAAAUAGACAAAGUCUUGUAAUUGAUUACAACAUUCUGGCCAAUGAGCAGCAAGUUCUGGCAUACUUUCUUCCUGAAGCUCCAUCUGAAGUCCUGCAAAUCUUUGACGAGGGUGCAAAAGAAGUGGUUCUUGCCAUGUUUCCAAACUAUGACCGUAUCACAAGUGACAUUCACGUGAGGAUAUCUGAUCUUCCUCUGAUGGAGGAACUUCGAUCUUUAAG
This is a messenger RNA of Stylophora pistillata, 395 nucleotides long. Its product is annotated as DNA replication licensing factor mcm2. Gene Ontology annotation, biological process: mitotic DNA replication initiation; double-strand break repair via break-induced replication; DNA replication. The record is from RefSeq and is a predicted model, not a curated record. Gene Ontology annotation, cellular component: nucleus; MCM complex. NCBI's taxonomy places the organism in Eukaryota, Metazoa, Cnidaria, Anthozoa, Scleractinia, Pocilloporidae. Gene Ontology annotation, molecular function: ATP binding; 3'-5' DNA helicase activity; single-stranded DNA binding.